This is a messenger RNA of Aethina tumida (small hive beetle), 1292 nucleotides long. Its product is annotated as delta-aminolevulinic acid dehydratase. Gene Ontology annotation, molecular function: zinc ion binding; porphobilinogen synthase activity. Bases 154 to 1179 code for a protein of 341 amino acids. Lineage: Eukaryota; Metazoa; Arthropoda; Insecta; Coleoptera; Nitidulidae. The record is from RefSeq and is a predicted model, not a curated record. Gene Ontology annotation, cellular component: cytosol. The transcript has 5 exons. Gene Ontology annotation, biological process: heme biosynthetic process.
CAAUAUACAAGUCAUUUAUUCUACAUCAUUACAAAUUAUAAACCAAUUUAUUCUUAAAUUAUCUCCUUAGGGUGUCCCGUACUGUUUAUUCUUAAACGGUACAUUCCUUGCGUCUAUUGUAGGUCGGCCACCACUUAUUUAAAUAUCAACAAAAUGAGUGACAAACGUGAGUUUACAGUAGAAAACAAACAUGUGCUCCAAAGCAGCAUUUUUAAUUCAACUUUGAGAGACUGGCAAAGUUUAAAAUGUGAAAUUAGUGCCAGCAAUUUAAUGUACCCAAUAUUCCUAGUUGAAGAUGAUGAAGCAGUUCAACCAAUACAUAGUAUGCCGGGAGUCUCGAGAUAUGGGUUGAACAAAUUAAGAAGUCACCUGGAAACACUGGUUAAAAAAGGUUUAAAAUCCAUCCUGUUGUUCGGUGUCAUUGACAAGUUACCCAAGGAUGAAUACGGCACCCACGCAGACAGUCAACAGAACCCAGUGGUCAGGGCUUUGCCAGUGCUCAGGAAAUGGUUUCCUGAAUUAACAAUAGCUUGUGAUGUGUGUCUGUGUCCGUACACUGAAAGUGGCCACUGCGGCAUUUUGUUCAAUGAUGGAACAAUCAAUAAUCCCGCUAGUCUCAAACGAAUUGCAGAAAUUGCUUUGGCCUAUGCCACUGCAGGUGCUCAUAUAGUGGCCCCCUCAGACAUGAUGGACGGCCGAAUAGGCGCCAUAAAAGCAGCCCUACGCCAGAAAAACCUCCUGAACAAAGUGGCUGUGCUCUCCUACACAGCCAAGUUCGCCUCCAACUUUUACGGACCCUUCAGGGACGCAGCCAAGUCGAAGCCUGCCUUCGGCGAUCGUAAGUGCUAUCAGUUGCCCAGCAGCAGUUCCGGGUUGGCUAUGAGGGCGGCUGACCGUGAUGUGGCCGAAGGUGCGGAUAUGCUGAUGGUCAAGCCCGUUAUGGCUUACAUGGACGUGCUGAAGGAGAUCAAGGAUAAGUAUCCGCAGUAUCCGAUGUUCGUGUACCAAGUCUCAGGGGAGUAUUCCAUGAUCCAUCAUGCAGCCAAAGAAGGGGCCUUCGAUAUGAAGCUUGCGUUGACGGAAAUUCUGAUGUCACUUAGGAGAGCAGGUGCUGACGUUAUAAUCACAUAUUUCACACCCACAAUUUUAGAUUGGAUUAAAACAAGGAGCAAACUGUAAAGUAUUUUGUUAAUUUACAAUUAGUAUAAUUAUAUUUGAGGUGAUUGUCUUAGGCUCUCUUACUUGUUGAUAAGUGGUGUCUGUAUGAUUGUUAAUAUAUACAAUGUUACAAA